Penicillium canariense is the source of this 276-nucleotide messenger RNA. RefSeq lists its product as uncharacterized. The transcript is spliced from 2 exons. Lineage: Eukaryota; Fungi; Ascomycota; Eurotiomycetes; Eurotiales; Aspergillaceae. The coding region runs from base 1 to 276 and encodes 91 amino acids. The record is from RefSeq and is a predicted model, not a curated record.
AUGGUUUGGACGAUGUCCACAUCCGCCAAGCAACAAGCCGUCGCAGAGGGACAAGAGGACAUCUGGGAUAAGGAUGUGGACGUCGACAAGGAUCAGAGUAUGCCAUCCGGUACUCAGUCCAGCUAUCCGAAUUCCACUCAGAAUACUGAUGACGAUAUGGAGGGCAUGAAUGUGUCCAACAUGUUCAAGAGUGAUCGGUUGCGCCAUGCGAAUCCACAAUCUGCGAAUCAGCAUAGCGAAGGACCUAGUGAGGGUUACCUGACUGAAGGCGCAUGA